Messenger RNA from Hibiscus syriacus, 591 nucleotides. RefSeq names its product protein SPIRAL1-like 1. The transcript has 3 exons. NCBI's taxonomy places the organism in Eukaryota, Viridiplantae, Streptophyta, Magnoliopsida, Malvales, Malvaceae. Gene Ontology annotation, cellular component: cortical microtubule, transverse to long axis. Gene Ontology annotation, biological process: cortical microtubule organization. The coding region runs from base 132 to 470 and encodes 112 amino acids. The record is from RefSeq and is a predicted model, not a curated record.
GUCACUCUCAGCUGUUGUUUCCACUCUCUUAUAUCCAGAUCUGAUCUCCAAAGGAAUUUUCAGGUAAUUUCAAAACCCUAGCCCUAGAUCUCUCCUUAUUCUCCUUCGCGUUUAUAAGUAAGUUAGAAAAGAUGGGCCGUGGAGUUAGCAGUGGUGGUGGGCAGAGUUCAUUGAGCUAUCUGUUUGGGAGCGGAGAAGCUCCGAAACCAGCGGCAAACAACUCCCAAGCCGCUCCGGCCGAAGCACUGGCCAUCCCCAAACCUGCCUCUGCUCCUGAAUCAGUAGAUGUCACCAAGCAAGUUCCUGCUGGUAUUAAUAACAGUUCUUCCACAAACAAUUACAUGCGUUCUGAUGGUCAGAACUACUGCAAUUUCAUUACGGAUCGACCUUCCACCAAGGUUCAUUCUGCCCCUGGAGGUGGAUCUUCUCUGGACUACCUUUUCGGUGGGGUGCAAGGAGGUAGUAAAUGAGAUUGUGCCUUGAUAAUGAUUAAUAUCUUUGACAAUGUGAGUAUUGUUUGUUGAUUUUUGGGGUGAAGCAGUAAGUUGUGGAUGAUGAUGGUGCUGUUUUCGUAUAAUGUUGGAACAUAAA